Molecule: messenger RNA, 2915 nt
Organism: Sinocyclocheilus anshuiensis
Lineage: Eukaryota; Metazoa; Chordata; Actinopteri; Cypriniformes; Cyprinidae
Product: centromere protein P
Exons: 10
Coding region: 71-943 (290 amino acids)
Biological process (GO): CENP-A containing chromatin assembly
Cellular component (GO): chromosome, centromeric region; nucleus
Source: RefSeq, a predicted model, not a curated record
UGGUAUGUUCCGUGUUGACGCGGGAUUUAGUUGAAUCAGUCAGAAUCGUGAAGUCGCGGUUUUCAUUUUCAUGAGUAGAUUAAAUAGAUUGAGGAAGAUAAUGGAGCAGAAAUAUGAAGAAGAGAUCCAGAUGCUACAGCAGGAAAUUGAAAUGCUGGAGGCUGAACAGGAGGAGACUUUACGGUCCAUUUUCAUAGAGCAUGGAGAUCGACUACAGCAUGAACUAAAGUCAGUGUUUGAGGAAAGAGGAGGAGCACAGAAACCCACUCUUUCAAAGCUGAUCACAGAAGUCAGAGAGCUGGAAAAAGACCUCAGACGACAGACAGAAAUCAAUGGGAUUGCUCUAAAUGAGUGUUUUGUAAAGACAUUGCACAAAAGUGAAAGAAAACUUGUACAGCAGCUCAGACUUGCAGGUCACUGCAGUGUACUUUUGUUCCAGGUUGAAUUUGCAGUGACUGAGAUUCAGGAGGGUGAUGCUCUGCUCAGGAGAGUUACAGAGCUCAAUAUCGUUGUGGAUGGUGUUGAAUUCAAAGAUUUCUCUGCAUUUGUGUCCAGAGUGGAGGACACAAAAGAUCUUCUUUUGUUCUUCAGGACCUUGAGGACGUUCUCUGAGAGAUGUGAGGAGAGGCGUCAAACGUUUCAGCACUUUCAGGAGAAGUACCCAGACGUGGUCAGCCUUCCAGAGGGCUGCAGAUCGGACCUCAUGAUUAUAAGAAGUCCUCAACUUCCCGGGAUCUCCAUGACCAUAUUCUGGAAGAUCGAUGUGUCCAUGGAAGGAGUGGUAAAGCCAUCGCUUGAGCUCCUGCUGAAAAUGCCAGACCAGGCUCGGGAGUUUGACACCAAAAAAGUGAUGGAAAACGGCUCGAAUUACUUUCAGAGCCUCCUGCAGAUUCUCGGGGUGGAAGCGUCAAUCGAGGGCUUGAUAAGAACCGUAUGUUUGUAAGAAGUCAUAAAACAAGCCAACGUUCACGCCGUGGGAACUUCAUAUCUAAUCUUUUUAUUCGAUAUAAACACCUGUACAAUCACCUGUUAGGAACUACAUAGUGAUGCCACCUGUACAUGUCAAUCAUUUUUACGCAUGAUAUGCCCACACUGUAUGGAAAUAUACAAUAUUAGACAAGAGCUAGAAAAAUAAAUAAUUUUAAAUACAAAAUGUUUGACAGCAAAAUCCACUUUGUAUUUUCAAAUAGUUAAAUUUUAACAUUAGAUUCCAUCACAGUAACUGUGAUCUUCCUUUCUUUUCUUGCUUAAUAACAGAAUUAAUGUCCAUUCCUACCUACAUAGUGAUUAUAAAUCUUUAUUUCAUUAGAAUAACACAGUGUCACCACCUAAGACUCAUAAUAUCUCUCUCGUCUGGCUCGUCUGGUUCAACAGGGGAAAGAUGUUGUUAAAACAAAGGCAAAUACAGUAAUGAAACUGCACUUUUCAAUCAGUUACAUCAUAACAUGACCAUCCAACAAACGCCAUCGGUUGGACAACGAAGGCGUUUUCACUCACAGGUAAGGCGUAUUAAUACUUCUCUUGACACCAGUUCACAUUAAGACAAAGGGGAGUGUGAACAGUUUGGCAAUGUUGAAUGUUCAUCCAUGUAAAACUCAAAACACUAUUCGCCUGAUGAGAACUGCAUAGACGACUUUGAGAAAGGCAAGCCGAUGCAGUUUGCAUCACGCUAAAGGAGGUAAACAGGAGCAUGAGCAUCUCUCAUGCCACAGUAUAUUGUAACAGUAAUAUUCCCCAUGACAGAGAAAGGCGACCGUGAGGUGCCAUCUUUAGUGUUAAAGUUGCACCAUAAUAUCUGUGCGAACCGUCUCACUGUGGUUGUUUUUUGGGUCAAAGGCGCCAAACUUGCAACUCGUGUUAAAUCAACACUACCAUUUCUGUGGCCUAUACUGCUUCUCUGGGAAAAAAAAAAAAAACUUUUCCACUGUUGGAAAAACCUGCUAGAUCAUCUUUUUUUAUUGUGCUAACGAAAACUGGCGUGCUGUCCAUCUUUGGUCGACUUAUGAAAUAUGUCUGGCUCUGCAACCAAUUAUGGCCAUUAAAACUCAAUCCAAAUGCAACCAUAGUAGCGUUCACGUGGCUGGGGAUGGAUUCCUCUGGUUGUUUUCUGCUCUACGAUAUCAAAACAGACAACAAUUAAGCGUAUUAGUGUCAAACUCAGAGACAAAGCAAUUGUUGAUGGACAGACAGCUGAUUUUUGCAUUUUACAGCAGUUUUUCUGGGAAAAACUAAUGUUUGAUGUUUGAGAUGAUGGACUAGCUAGUUCAACCAAAAGUUGCACACCAACAUGUCUGUAUACUGAUGUUUUUCCACAUUUUUCAAGAAUCGUUACGCAACUUUUGCCAUACAGUUUGUAUGUGACCAAAUAUCGUCAAGCUCUAAAGCAACAAAUGUAGUUCAUAUGACUUGUGCAAAUUUUACUCAAAACCAAGUCGUUAUUCACCGGUGAUUGUUCUAAAAUGUUGCAUUCCUUCACAAUUCUGACAAAAUACCUGGCCAGAAUGACGAGCUGCAUAACGAUUCUAUCAGACGGGUUUGCGAUGACAUGAGGGUUAGUAAACAAUGGGCAAUUUUUUUUUAUUGAACUACUCGUUAACAAGACACUUCGGUAAACUGUUACGCUAGCCAAGCGUAUGUUACAAAAAUACACUUUCAUUAGCGAGUAAUGUCAUUAGACUUAUCCUCUAAUUUAUAAAAUCUAUCUUACGGGUAGUGACGGUGUUAGCGCGACCUCAUUCGCUGGCAUGCAACAGGUCUGUGCUUGUCAGUAUAACUCCCGCUACUGUAGCUAGCCGAGGGUCAGUGGUUUGAAGAGCUCUAGGGAUGUAGUCGCGCUAAAAACUCAAGUACUUGUCUGUUUUUGAAUUCCAAACUGCCUGUACAGCGACUGCAGACACGGCCAAGCUGAUGCACGG